GUUUGAUUCGUCAUUAUCAGUGUGUCUGAGUGAAUCUCACACACACACAAGCCCUUUGCUCCCGGUCGAUCGGCUAAUUUCAGUCUCAGCAUCGGGAUUCUGAGGAAACUUUGCCCACGCGUGUGUCCGGAGGUGAACAUGAUGAACACUUGUGCUGUUCUGUUGCUGUGUGUCCUGAUAUUUCACGGAUCCAUCGGUGUCUUUCUUGACAAAGAUGGCGCCAGUUCUGUGUUGCAGCGCGUGAGGCGCGCGAACUCUUUCCUUGAGGAGAUGAAGCGCGGCAAUCUCGAGCGCGAGUGCGUCGAAGAAAUCUGCGAUUACGAGGAGGCGCGCGAGGUGUUCGAGGACGACACAAAGACGAAACAGUUUUGGUUGAGUUACUCUGCUAAGGAGCCAUGCUUGACCAAUCCGUGCAAGAACAACGGCACGUGUGUUUAUCUGGCGAGCACCUACUACUGCCUGUGUUCGGAGGGGUUCGAGGGAAAAUACUGUGAGAAAGGGUUCGAGGAGACGCUGAGGUGUCUUCACGUGAACGGAGGCUGUGAGCAGUUCUGUGAGGCUUCGGGUCCCGGGCGCUCGUGUCGCUGUGCCACAGGAUACACACUGGGGGCUGAUGGGACGUCUUGUGUUGCUCACGUUGAAUAUCCAUGUGGAAAGAUCCCGCUUCAGACGACAGACAAACAGCUCGCGGGGGGGAUUCACUGUCCGAGAGGCCACUGUCCUUGGCAGGCGCUGAUCGAUUAUAACGCAGAGAGUGUGUGUGGAGGAGCUCUUCUGGACGGCGGCUGGGUCGUGACAGCGGCUCACUGCGUUCAUCAGAAGGACCUGAAGCGCUUGAAGGUUAUCACAGGUGAUCAUGACCUGGAUGUGAUGGACGGCCCAGAGGAGGCGUAUGAUGUCUCUGCUGUGGUUAUCCACGAGAGUUACGACCCCGUGUCACUGGAUGGUGACCUGGCCCUCCUGAAGCUUCAUGAAGAGCUCAAGCGCUCGGCGUACGCCGUGCCCGUAUGCUUGCCCACGCCACAGCUAGCACAGGAGGAGCUCGUAGCCGUACGCUUCCACACGCUCAGCGGAUGGAGCAAGCGAACCGCCGGACACAACACGCACCCGGCGCGAGGCCUGAGCGCCCCGUCGUCUGGCGUUCUACAGCGGCUCAGCGUCCCGCUACUGCCCACAGAUCAGUGUGAGUCCAGCAGCCGCGUCAACGUCACUGCUAACAUGUUCUGCGCGGGCUACGUCGCGGGCGAACACGAGUCCUGCCGAGGACAUGACGGAAGUCCGCUAGUCACGCGCUACGGGGGAACCUCCUUCCUCACGGGCGUCGUGUCGUGGGGGCGAGGCUGCCAUCGGCCGGGGUACUACGGCAUUUACACCAAAGUGGCCAACUUCUUAAAAUGGAUUGAAAUGGUUGUGAAAACUCCCGUUGAGGGGUUGAAUAAUACAGCAGGGUCUCCUCUUGUCUUUACCCGAGGUUAAAGGUUUCGCCACUGAAGAAGCACUUCCGGUUCCCCAAAGACCCUUUCAGGGAUCAGUUCUUGACUCAGUAAAGGGAGAGAUGAAAUUAGCCCAUGAUUUACUCGCCCUCAAGCCAUCCAGGGUGUAUAUGACAAGAGUCAAGAAUUAAAAAAUGUCCUUUAUAAUGCCUGUGUAUGGCCGGUUUCUGUUUCGAAGUCCAUCCAAGUUUAUCUGUCCAUCAUAAAUCCAUUUCGAUGAUAAAAGUGCAUCUAUUGGUUGUAAUUCAUGGAUGCUUUGGAAUACAGACAGAUUAUUGCAGAAGGGAAAGCAAUAAAGUACAGAAUAAUUUGGACUAUUGGUAUUUGAACAACUAAUAUGGAUUGCUGGAGAAUCAAACCAAGUUGAGUUCCAUAUUUAAAGUUGAUAUCGUCCACAGAACCUCUCAUUGCACAAAAGGUCCUCUAAAUUAUUAAAAUGU
Messenger RNA from Pimephales promelas (fathead minnow), 1933 nucleotides. It is a transcript of the gene f7i, whose product is annotated as coagulation factor VIIi. NCBI's taxonomy places the organism in Eukaryota, Metazoa, Chordata, Actinopteri, Cypriniformes, Leuciscidae. Gene Ontology annotation, biological process: blood coagulation; proteolysis. The record is from RefSeq and is a predicted model, not a curated record. Gene Ontology annotation, molecular function: calcium ion binding; serine-type endopeptidase activity. Gene Ontology annotation, cellular component: extracellular region.